AUGCAUUAUCGCAAGGUAUCAUGCUCCAACACCUACUUUCAAGCGGAUCACCCGGAGAACGCAAGGGGCCGUCAGUGGAUUGAGUCCUACAUGAAAAAGAAGGGUAUUCAAUCCGCUGUCGAGUUUUGGCUAUACGUCCUCAGAUACUACCUGGACACAUCGCAUUCAGAUAUCAUGAGAGAUGCUGCAGAACUUAUAGAGAAGUACGGCGAAGAAGGUCUUCAAAAAAUGAUGACUGAAUCGCAUAUCCCACCUGAUCUCGAAAACCACGAUGCGUACACUUACCAUACUCAGGCGGACAACUACUUCUUCAGCAUCUGGGAAGCCGCGGAAGGGGAAGAAUUUAUCCUCACGCACAACACAUUUGGUUUGUGGGAAGGUUUAGGAGGUGGCUGCCCUGGCCUGCAUCGCAUAUUUGUAGUCAGCCCUCGCAUUGCCCUCGUCCUGCGGCAUGUGGUAUUGCGUCCAGAGAUGAAGGAAUAUAUCAAGCCGGGUUCGUUAGUGAGCUCUUUGCUCCACGUGAAUCCAGUACCGCCCACUCCAAUUUACGCCAGUGGCGAACGUGGUGCACACAUCGACCACGUAGAUGUGCAAUCCGCGAUGUCACUUGCACGUUACAGAUCCUCCCAGGAAGGGGCAGAUGACAGUUUUGUGUUCAAGAUCACAAAGCUGUCGCGACCCCAAACAUUGGAGUUCAAUUCCGUUCUAUUAGUCAAUGUGACGAAGACAGGCUCUUUGACCUUCCUGUCAAGGAGGAGUAUGCUCCGCACCGUGCGUGCGUUCCGGAGUUUGCCAGCCAAUUUCCUUGAGAGCGAGCUUCUCGUUCCGCUCAUUGCGCGACUGGCGGAUACUGUGGAGACAGAAGUCCCACAGGCCCCCGAAAUCUUGUCAACGCUAUUCAAGGAAGACACCCCGACAGAUGGAUUUGUUGUGGAUCUCACGCGGCUCAUGUAUGAGCGCUCUUCACCGUCAGAUUUCUCUUCUGGUUUUCAUAUGGCAUAUUCAUUACGAAGAGUAUGCGGCAUGGCUGGGCCGACCACCAAUCCUGUCAGUCUGAGCUAUUACCAGUUAACGGCAUCUAUAAUUCAAUGUCUUGGUCGCACAAUGCUGGGAUCCCUGCCAGAACCGUAUUCUUCGCAGCCGCGCGAGAGGCCCAAGGCCCGGCUCCUUUACAAGAUGCCAGAAGAGCAUUCAGAGUUGCUUUUCUCGAAUAUGAAGAUGAUACUGCGGAAAUCGCUCCCGGGGUAUGAGCUCUCGCCGGGAGGGAGUACUCUAGGCCAAACCCUCAAAAAGUGGAUAGACGAGAUGGCCAUCGUCGGCUGUCUUGCGUGGUUGGGGAAACAUAGGAGGAAUUUUUUGGACUACGUUCUGGAUGGGUUUCUGCAAAGUAUGAAUUUCAAGCUGUUUGAAGAUGAAGAAGCCACUGGGAGUACCUAA
Messenger RNA from Suillus discolor, 1437 nucleotides. RefSeq lists its product as uncharacterized. Bases 1 to 1437 code for a protein of 478 amino acids. The record is from RefSeq and is a predicted model, not a curated record. Lineage: Eukaryota; Fungi; Basidiomycota; Agaricomycetes; Boletales; Suillaceae. The transcript has 2 exons.